Megalops cyprinoides (Indo-Pacific tarpon) is the source of this 1436-nucleotide messenger RNA. RefSeq names its product O-sialoglycoprotein endopeptidase-like 1 (gene osgepl1). The coding region runs from base 102 to 1394 and encodes 430 amino acids. The transcript has 7 exons. Gene Ontology annotation, cellular component: mitochondrion. NCBI's taxonomy places the organism in Eukaryota, Metazoa, Chordata, Actinopteri, Elopiformes, Megalopidae. Gene Ontology annotation, biological process: tRNA threonylcarbamoyladenosine modification. The record is from RefSeq and is a predicted model, not a curated record.
AAAUUGAUAGCCGCCAUGCUCGCUUGCUAGCCAGCUAGAAUCCAGGACACUUUUUCAGUAAAUUCCGCUAGCUAUAUAGCUAGCUGUAAGUCACACUAGUCAUGCUGCUAAUAUCGUCUUCGUUAUGUUCACGGUCACUAUGUCGUACAGCGCGAAUCAUGUGUUCAUUAAAUGUUAUGUCUGGAUCCAGUCCUUUCAUGCCGAGACGGAUAUUAUGGAAACGAGCGUUUACCCGAGCAGUUGGGUCGAGACUUGUCUUGGGCAUAGAAACGAGCUGUGAUGAUACAGGAGCCGCUGUUUUGGACGAGACGGGGUUCAUUCUCGGGGAAUCUUUGCAUUCCCAGAAAGAGGUGCAUUUAAAAACAGGAGGAAUUAUUCCAACAGUUGCCCAGAGGUUGCACAGAGAGAACAUAGCUGGUGUGGUUCAGGAUGCCCUGAACAAGAGUGGAGUGGCACCAAGAGAGCUCGCUGCUGUGGCAACCACUGUGAAGCCUGGUCUUGCCCUGAGCCUUGGGAUUGGCCUGGAAUACAGCCUGAACUUUGUUAAGCAGCAUCAGAAGCCAUUCAUCCCCAUUCACCACAUGGAGGCCCAUGCCUUGACUGUCAGGAUGAUCCAGCCUGUGCCCUUCCCCUUCUUGGUGCUCCUAAUCUCAGGGGGGCACUGUCUCUUGGCUGUGGCCAGAGAUGUUGAUGACUUUCUCUUGUUGGGACAAUCAAUGGAUGAAGCACCAGGAGACACUUUAGAUAAGGUGGCAAGAAGACUGUCGCUGAUAAAACACCCAAAGUGCUCCAUGUUGAGCGGGGGGCAGGCAAUCGAGCUCCUGGCUAAAGAGGGCAACAGGUUAAAUUUCAGCUUCAAGACACCAAUGGGGCAAUACUUUGACUGCAACUUCUCCUUCGCUGGCGUCCGAAACCAGGUCACACAAGUGAUAAAGCAAAAAGAGGAGGAGGAAGGUGUACAGCAGGGCGGGAUACUGUCAAGCGUGAAUGACAUUGCUGCAGCGACACAGCACACAGUAGCCUCCCACAUUGCCAAGCGCACACAUCGGGCCAUUCUCUUCUGUAAGGAAAGAGGGCUUUUGCCUGAAUGCAGCCCCACUCUGGUGGUCUCUGGAGGAGUUGCCAGCAAUCAGUACAUCAGGGAGAUUUUGAAAAUUGUAACAGACGCCACGGGAAUGCAUUUGCUGUGUCCACCAUCUAAGUUCUGCACCGACAAUGGAGUCAUGAUUGCAUGGAAUGGGGUUGAAAGGCUCAGAGUAGGAAAGGGGAUAAUGACACACACAGAUCAAAUCCGCUACGAGCCAAAGGCUCCCCUUGGCACUGAUAUCACCAAUCAGGUGAAGGAGGCGGCCAUCAGAACGCCAUCAUUAAAGCUGAAGAUCAGCGUCAGAUGACUGGUGUGAUUUUUUACAAAUAAAAAAUAGAUACUUAGACGC